Moesziomyces antarcticus is the source of this 1248-nucleotide messenger RNA. RefSeq names its product 26S protease regulatory subunit 6B. Gene Ontology annotation, molecular function: ATP binding; ATP hydrolysis activity; proteasome-activating activity. Bases 1 to 1248 code for a protein of 415 amino acids. Gene Ontology annotation, cellular component: proteasome regulatory particle, base subcomplex. The record is from RefSeq and is a predicted model, not a curated record. Lineage: Eukaryota; Fungi; Basidiomycota; Ustilaginomycetes; Ustilaginales; Ustilaginaceae. Gene Ontology annotation, biological process: proteasome-mediated ubiquitin-dependent protein catabolic process. The transcript has a single exon.
AUGGAGGAGCUUGGAAUCGCCUCGUUGAGGCGCACAGAACCCACGCUGGAGGAUGCGGCAGCGGAGAAGGCUGCGAUCCACCAGGAGAUGGCCGCCGAGGAGGACACGUAUCUGCGCUACAAGAAGUUGCAACAGCACCUCGAGUUCCUCAACACCAUGGAAGAGUACGUCAAGGACGAGCAGCGCAACUUGAAACGCGAGCUUGUCCGUGCACAGGAGGAGGUGAAGCGCAUCCAGUCCGUCCCUCUUGUCAUCGGCCAAUUCCUCGAACCCAUCGACCAGCACACCGGCAUCGUUGGCUCCACCACCGGAUCCAACUACGUCGUCCGCAUUCUCUCCACCAUCGACCGCGAGCUGCUCAAGGCGAGCUCGAGUGUGGCGCUUCAUCGCCACUCGAAUGCGCUCGUCGACGUCUUGCCACCAGAGGCUGACUCGUCCAUCGCCAUGCUCGGCCAGGACGAGAAGCCCACAGAGACGUACGCGGAUAUCGGCGGCAUGGACAUUCAGAAGCAGGAGAUCCGCGAGGCGGUCGAGCUGCCGCUCGUGCAGUUUGACCUGUACCGUCAGAUCGGUAUCGACCCACCACGCGGCGUGCUGCUGUACGGUCCUCCAGGAACGGGCAAGACGAUGCUGGUAAAGGCAGUGGCCAACGCCACUACGGCGAGCUUCAUCCGCGUGGUCGGCUCCGAGUUUGUGCAAAAGUACCUCGGCGAAGGUCCAAGGAUGGUGCGAGACGUGUUCCGUCUGGCGCGCGAGAAUGCGCCCGCGAUCAUCUUUAUCGACGAGAUCGACGCGAUUGCCACCAAGCGUUUCGAUGCACAGACGGGUGCGGAUCGCGAGGUGCAGCGUAUCCUGCUCGAGCUGCUCAACCAGAUGGACGGCUUCGACCAGGGCAGCAACGUCAAGGUCAUCAUGGCCACCAACCGUGCCGACACGCUCGACCCCGCGCUGUUGCGACCCGGUCGUUUGGAUCGAAAGAUCGAGUUCCCCACGCCCUCGCGACGAGAGAAGCGUCUUAUCUUCCAAACAAUCUGCGGCAAGAUGAACCUCAGCCCCGAGGUGGACCUGGAGGACUACGUCGGAAGGCCCGACAAGCUCUCGAGUGCCGAGAUUGCGAGUAUCUGCCAGGCUGCAGGUCUGCAGGCGGUGCGCAAGAACCGAUACGUCAUCAUGCCCGAGGACUUCGAGGAGGCCUGGAAGCAGAUUGUCAAGAAGCCAGACGACUCCAAGAUGGAGUUCUACCAGUGA